Arabidopsis lyrata subsp. lyrata is the source of this 1794-nucleotide messenger RNA. RefSeq lists its product as uncharacterized. Bases 185 to 1591 code for a protein of 468 amino acids. The transcript has 14 exons. The record is from RefSeq and is a predicted model, not a curated record. Lineage: Eukaryota; Viridiplantae; Streptophyta; Magnoliopsida; Brassicales; Brassicaceae.
UCUACACAAACAAAAAUUACAAACAAUCAACACUUUAUGCGUUCUCCACUUCUCCUAUAUAUAUAUAUAUCCAUUCACAGCCUCUAACAUUUCUGAUAAACUUCUUCCUUCUCUCAGAAUCUCUUGGUUUCAUUCGUUUAUAUCCAGUCGCAUAUCAUUCUGAAGAAAAUAAGUGUUGUUAAGAAUGGCUUCAAGCGACGAUCUUGAAUUUUCGUUUUUGGAUUUACCAGAAACUUUUGGUGCUCUUACGGAGUAUGUGGGAAAUGCUUCGUUGCUGGUUUCAGAAAAUGAACAAAAUGACUUUGUUGGAUACAUCCCUGUCUCUGCCACCACAAGUAAUGUUUAUCCUGCACCACUAAUAGAGAAUUCAAACACUGAUCAAGAGAUCGAGACAUUGACAAGAACUUCAAGCUUUGAUCAAGAGACAGCCAUAGUAGCACACAAUCAAAGCUUUCAUCAGGAGGACGAUUAUGCUAAGUAUUUCAACACCGCCGAAAACUUUAAUGACAUAUCGCCGAGUGUCUUUAGCAAUGGCCAAAGAGAAAAUGUGUACAGUGGAAAUUGUGUCCUAACCUCGAGCAAUCAAAUGAUGACCACUGGACAACAUGGACCUCUAGAGCAAAGUUAUCAACAACCUUUAUUGUCUCAAACAUUUCCCGAUUUCUCUAACGAGCCAUAUGUUUCAACACUGGUAAGGAGUAAUAUACAAGAAAUGGAGAGAGCUAAUGGACCUACAAAUCUCAAUCUAAUCCAGCAUGGCCUUCAAGAUCAUCACUUCCAUCCUUCUUUGUAUCAGGAGGAACAAUAUAAUCACACUGACUUACUACUUGAACAACUCGUGCGAAUUCAUGAAACUGAACAUCAAAUGCAACUACCAAAAUUCUCUAACAUGUCUACCCCAACAUCAGUAGGGACAUUGCUAAACAAUCAAGGCCUAAUUCCUUUUGCCUCGACUCCAAAUACUAUACCGAAUCCAGAGUAUCGUACUCCCAUGAUUUCUAACAAUCUGACACUAAAUAACUCAGGAAACUACUCACCAUUUACGCAAAGGUCAUAUGAGCCUGACUCAUUUGCUUAUGCCUUCCAGAAAUCAAGCUCGUUAAACCCUACUCGUCGCCCCCGUGGAAGGCCCAGGAGAUUUCAAAGUGUUAUGCCUUCAAGUUUGUCUAUUACUACACCAAAUAACAUGUCUUUGGUACCUGCAACUCAAACCCUAUUAACCCCUCCCAGGCCUUAUGCCCAAGAUAAGGGAAAACAACAUGUUACAGCAAUGCCGUCUUUGAACCCAACUCUCUACAAUCAGUAUCAAAAUUCAUACCCAAACUCAAUGAUCCAACAGAGUGGAGGUUUAAGACAACGCAGUUGUUAUGAUCAAUGUGAAAAUGAAGGUUCUUCGUCUAAAAUAAGGAGAGUCAUGUUACCGUUUCAAGAAAAUAGUAUAGCAGAUUCAUCGAGUGUAUCUCUUUGGCAAGAUGGAAAUAGGCGUUCAAGUGCGGCCAAUCACCAUGAAGAAAGGUUAAAAAAUGCAGUAUACGAUCCAUUUUAUGCAGGUGUUGGAUUACCCAUUGAUCCUCAUUUGAGGUUCUUUUGAUUAAAUAUAUUGAAAUGGACGGCGUAACUUGCACUUGCAUGUUUGAAGAAUCAGUGUGGUGUAUUGAUGGGAAAAAAUAUUUGAGACUCAUCAGACUCUAAAAUCUAAAUCAUAUAAGCAGUUAUGGGUCUAUGUACAUCACAUAUGCGUUGUGUAUUUUUGCAUGUGACAAAGAUUUUCAGUCCAUCAGUUUGUACUUGUGA